Molecule: messenger RNA, 6220 nt
Organism: Leopardus geoffroyi (Geoffroy's cat)
Lineage: Eukaryota; Metazoa; Chordata; Mammalia; Carnivora; Felidae
Gene: USP47
Product: ubiquitin specific peptidase 47
Exons: 28
Coding region: 815-4885 (1356 amino acids)
Biological process (GO): protein deubiquitination
Cellular component (GO): cytosol; nucleus
Molecular function (GO): cysteine-type endopeptidase activity; cysteine-type deubiquitinase activity
Source: RefSeq, a predicted model, not a curated record
GAGGGCUGCCGCCUCCCCUCGCAGGAAAUGGCCUUGAGGUCCCUCGAGCCGGGGCCAUCAAGAGGGUAGGGAGAGGCGAAAAAGAAAACGCAGUUCCUUCAGGCUGGGGCCGCGUCUGAGGGCGGAGGCCGAGAGACCGCCCGUGACGCCUUCUCUUCCAGAAAGAGGCCAGGGCUAUGUGAACAGGGGCUGAAGUUCAGCCGCUUUUCUAACGGGAAGGGAGAGCCGUAUUGGGGGGGUGGUAGGGUCAAGAAGGAGUUUUCGGCUCGACUCUUUCCCUGGUGGGCAGCGGGUCCGAAGAGCCCCAGAAGGCAUGGAGUAUUCUGAGGCCUGGCCCUCUCCCUGCCGGCAGGGGGAGUCCCGAGAUGGACGGUCCAGAAUCCCUCCCACGAAAGGCGUUUGCAGGGCCGCUGAACCACUUUUGUACAUCCCGGGGCUGAGUAAGAGCUGAGGUAAUUAGACGCGAACGACAGCUGCCUCGGCACCUUGGGCGCCUGGCGCGGGGCUGGGAGCCCGACGGUCCGAAUUCUCGCGAGAGCGGCCGCCGCCAUUUUUCCAUUGAUUGCAGCGGGCUGGGGGAGGGGCCGACGACGAAGGCGACGGCGGCGGCGGCGGCUGCGGCGGCAGCGGCGGAGCAGCCGUGGGUCGGUGUCUGCGCGCUGGUGUCUGAGGCCCAGGCUGAGGCCUCCGCGGUUGCCGGAACGCAGACGGUGGAGAGGAUGACUGCCACUGCCAUUCUCUCCUGAGUUAGAAAGCCGCCACCACCCUGCCCCCUCCCCCGGCCGGGCAGAGAGGAGCGGCCGGAGUCUGAGCCAUGGUGCCCGGCGAGGAGAACCAACUGGUCCCGAAAGAGAUAGAAAAUGCUGCUGAAGAACCUAGAGUUUUAUGUAUAAUACAAGAUACUACUAAUUCAAAGACAGUGAAUGAACGGAUCACUUUAAAUUUGCCAGCUUCUACUCCACUCAGGAAGCUCUUUGAAGAUGUGGCCAACAAAGUAGGCUACAUAAAUGGAACCUUUGAUUUAGUGUGGGGAAAUGGAAUCAAUACUGCUGAUAUGGCUCCACUGGACCAUACCAGUGACAAGUCUCUUCUUGAUGCUAAUUUUGAGCCAGGAAAGAAGAACUUUCUGCAUUUGACAGAUAAAGAUGGUGAACAGCCUCAAAUACUGCUGGAGGAUUCCAGUGCCGGGGAUGAUAGUGUCCAUGACCGAUUUAUAGGUCCACUUCCAAGAGAAGGUUCUGUGGGCUCUACCAGUGAUUAUGUCAGCCAAAACUACUCCUAUUCAUCUAUCUUGAAUAAAUCAGAAACUGGAUAUGUGGGAUUAGUAAACCAAGCAAUGACUUGCUACUUGAACAGCCUUUUGCAGACACUUUUUAUGACUCCUGAAUUUAGGAAUGCAUUAUAUAAAUGGGAAUUUGAAGAAUCUGAAGAAGAUCCAGUGACAAGUAUCCCAUAUCAACUUCAGAGGCUUUUUGUUUUGUUACAAACCAGCAAAAAGAGAGCAAUUGAAACCACAGACGUUACAAGGAGCUUUGGAUGGGAUAGUAGUGAGGCUUGGCAGCAGCAUGAUGUACAAGAACUGUGCAGAGUCAUGUUUGAUGCUUUGGAACAGAAAUGGAAACAAACAGAGCAGGCUGAUCUUAUAAAUGAACUAUAUCAAGGCAAGCUGAAGGACUACGUGAGAUGUCUGGAAUGUGGUUAUGAGGGCUGGAGAAUCGACACAUAUCUUGAUAUUCCAUUGGUCAUCCGGCCUUAUGGGUCCAGUCAAGCAUUUGCUAGUGUGGAAGAAGCAUUGCAUGCAUUUAUUCAGCCAGAGAUCCUGGAUGGCCCAAAUCAAUAUUUUUGUGAACGUUGUAAGAAGAAGUGUGAUGCACGAAAGGGUCUUCGGUUUUUGCAUUUCCCUUACCUGCUGACCUUACAGUUGAAAAGGUUUGAUUUUGAUUAUACAACCAUGCACAGGAUUAAGUUGAAUGAUCGGAUGACGUUUCCUGAGGAGCUAGAUAUGAGUACAUUUAUUGAUGUUGAAGAUGAGAAAUCCCCUCAGACCGAAAGUUGCACUGACAGUGGGGCAGAGAAUGAAGGCAGUUGUCACAGCGAUCAGAUGAGCAAUGAUUUUUCGAAUGAUGAUGGUGUUGAUGAAGGGAUCUGCCUUGAAAGUAAUAGUGGAACUGAAAAAAUUUCAAAACCUGGACUUGAAAAGAAUUCCUUGAUCUAUGAGCUCUUCUCCGUUAUGGUUCAUUCAGGGAGUGCUGCUGGUGGUCAUUAUUAUGCUUGUAUAAAGUCAUUCAGUGAUGAACAGUGGUACAGCUUCAAUGAUCAACAUGUCAGCAGGAUAACACAAGAGGACAUUAAGAAAACACAUGGUGGAUCUUCAGGAAGCCGAGGAUAUUACUCAAGUGCUUUUGCAAGCUCCACAAAUGCUUAUAUGCUGAUAUAUAGACUGAAGGAUCCAGCACGAAACGCAAAGUUUCUAGAAGUAGAUGAAUAUCCAGAACAUAUCAAAAACUUGGUGCAGAGGGAGAGAGAAUUGGAAGAACAAGAAAAAAGGCAACGAGAAAUUGAGCGCAAUACAUGCAAGAUAAAAUUAUUCUGUUUGCAUCCUGUGAAACAAGUCAUGAUGGAAAAUAAAUUGGAGGUUCAUAAGGAUAAGACAUUAAAGGAAGCAGUAGAAAUGGCUUAUAAGAUGAUGGAUUUAGAAGAGGUCAUACCCAUGGAUUGCUGUCGCCUUGUUAAAUAUGAUGAGUUUCAUGAUUACCUUGAACGAUCGUAUGAAGGAGAGGAAGAUACCCCAAUGGGACUUCUACUAGGAGGAGUCAAGUCAACAUACAUGUUUGAUCUACUGUUGGAGACGAGAAAACCUGACCAAGUUUUCCAAUCUUACAAACCUGGAGAAGUGAUGGUGAAAGUUCAUGUUGUUGAUCUUAAGGCAGAAUCUGUAGCUGCUCCUGUCACUGUUCGUGCUUACUUAAAUCAAACGGUCACAGAGUUCAAACAGCUUAUUUCAAAGGCCAUCCAUUUACCUGCUGAAACCAUGCGGAUAGUGCUAGAGCGCUGCCACAAUGAUCUGCGCCUCCUCACUGUGCCCAGUAAGACCCUGAAAGCUGAAGGGUUUUUCAGAAGUAACAAGGUAUUUGUUGAAAGUUCUGAGACUUUGGAUUACCAGAUGGCCUUUACAGACUCUCAUUUGUGGAAACUCCUGGAUCGUCAUGCAAAUACGAUCAGAUUAUUUGUUUUGUUACCUGAACAGUCCCCAGGCUCUUAUUCCAAAAGGACAGCGUGCCAGAAAGCUGGGGGUGAUUCUGGUGGUAACGUGGAUGAUGACUGUGAUAGAGUCAAAGGACCUGUGGGGAGCCUCAAGUCUGUGGAAGCUAUUCUCGAAGAAAGCACUGAAAAACUCAAAAGCUUGUCACUACAGCAGCAGCAAGAUGGAGAUAAUGGAGACAGCAGCAAAAGUACUGAGACAAGUGACUUUGAAAAUAUAGAAUCACCUCUCAAUGAGAGGGACUCUUCAGCAUCAGUGGACAAUAGAGAACUUGAACAGCACAUUCAGACUUCUGAUCCCGAAAAUUUUCAAUCUGAAGAACGAUCAGACUCAGAUGUGAAUAAUGACAGGAGUACAAGUUCAGUGGACAGUGACAUUCUUAGCUCCAGUCACAGCAGUGACACUUUGUGCAAUGCUGAUAAUGCUCAGAUUCCUUUGGCUAAUGGACUUGACUCUCAUAGCAUCACGAGUAGUAGAAGAACUAAAGCAAAUGAAGGGAAAAAAGAGACAUGGGACACAGCAGAAGAAGACUCUGGAACGGAUAGUGAAUACGAUGAGAGUGGCAAGAGCAGGGGAGAAAUACAGUACAUGUAUUUCAAAGCAGAACCCUAUGCUGCAGACGAAGGUUCUGGGGAAGGACAUAAAUGGCUGAUGGUGCAUGUUGAUAAAAGAAUUACACUGGCUGCUUUCAAACAACACUUAGAGCCCUUUGUUGGAGCUUUGUCCUCUCACUUCAAGGUCUUCCGGGUGUAUGCCAGCAACCAGGAGUUUGAGAGCGUCCGGCUGAACGAGACACUUUCAUCCUUUUCAGACGACAAUAAGAUUACAAUUAGACUGGGGAGAGCACUUAAAAAAGGAGAAUACAGAGUUAAAGUGUACCAGCUGCUGGUCAAUGAGCAAGAGCCAUGCAAGUUUCUGCUAGAUGCUGUGUUUGCUAAAGGAAUGACAGUACGGCAAUCAAAAGAGGAAUUAAUUCCUCAACUCAGGGAGCAGUGUGGUUUAGAGCUCAGUACUGACAGAUUUCGUCUAAGGAAAAAAACAUGGAAGAACCCUGGCACUGUCUUUCUGGAUUAUCAUAUUUAUGAAGAAGACAUUAAUAUCUCCAGUAACUGGGAGGUUUUCCUUGAAGUUCUUGAUGGGGUGGAGAAGAUGAAAUCCAUGUCCCAGCUUGCAGUUUUGUCAAGACGGUGGAGGCCUUCGGAAAUGAAGCUGGAUCCCUUCCAGGAGGUUGUGUUGGAAAGCAGUAGUGUUGAUGAGCUGCGAGAGAAGCUUUGUGAAAUCAGUGGAAUUCCUUUGGAAGAUAUUGAAUUUGCUAAGGGUAGAGGAACUUUUCCCUGCGAUAUUUCUGUCCUUGAUAUUCAUCAGGAUUUGGACUGGAAUCCUAAAGUUUCUACCCUAAAUGUCUGGCCUCUUUAUAUUUGUGAUGAUGGUGCCGUCAUAUUUUAUAGGGAUAAAACAGAAGAAUUAAUGGAGUUAACAGACGAGCAAAGAAAUGAACUGAUGAAAAAAGAAAGCAGUCGACUGCAGAAGACGGGACAUCGUGUAACGUACUCACCUCGGAAAGAGAAAGCACUAAAAAUAUAUCUGGAUGGAGCACCAAAUAAAGAUCUGACUCAAGACUGACUCUGCUAGUGUAGCAUUUUCCCUGGGGGAUUUUUGGUUUUAAUUAGAUGGUUCACUGCUACUGUGUAGUGCCGUUAUGGCCGGACAUGGUUAGGGGUAACCCAGUGACACCAGCACUGAUUGGACUGCCCUUCACCAAUCAGAAGCUCAGUGCCCAAUGGGCCACUGUUUUGACUUGGAAUCAUGUUGUGCACUAUAGUCAAAUGUACUGUAAAGUGAAAAGGGAUGUGCAAAAAAAUAAAAACAAAAAACAAAAAGCGAAACCUGCUACUAGGAAAGGGGAAGGGGAAUGAGUACACUUCUUUUAUUGCGGACAAAUGUGCACAUAGCCGCUAGUAAAACUAGCCUCAAACAGGAUGCUCAUAGCUUCAUAAUAAAAGCUGUGCAAAGGCCAUGAAUGAAUGAAUUUUCUGUUUAUUUCACUGAUACACACAUUACCUCAUUGACAAUUUGGAAGUAAAUGCAACUGUGUGUUGACUCUUGGAAAGCAGCAAAAAUAGGAGCUGAAGAGAGAAAUUCUUAGAACCAGCCAUACCCCAGUAAAGAAUUGUGAAGUUGUGUUUUUAUUUUGUUUCAUUUUUUGCAAAGUAUUAAAACAUUAUUCUGGAACAUCAAAACAUUUCCCUUAGACCGCUCCCAGCAGGUAGCAGCUCAAAUUGCUGCAAUAUUGUAAUUAUAACUGAUUGUACUUAAGUUAUGGAUGUAGAGAAUAUGGUUCACUCGUUCAUUCAGCAUGUAAAUAAAAUUGAGCCUAUUGAGUUAUCAUAAUUGCAGUUCAACUAUUUCCCAUGGUUAUUCUUUUCACGUACCAUUCAUGAUGUACAUUUGUGUACAUUGAGGAGUAUAGCAGUCUAUGUACAUGUAAUCCUCAGUGAGGUUCCUCAGUGCUGGGUCCCAUACAAUUGUAUUUGCCCUUGUUAAUGAGGUUUUUCUGUUCAGCAGCUUCAGUUUUUUCCUUUGUACAUUUACUUUUGAAGAUUUACUUCAAGUUUGAAUCUUCUCGAACCCUUGUAAGUCCCACUUUAAUUUUUGGAGUUGAUUUGUAGUUACAUGUAGUUUAACUUUGCGAAAGCGUCUUAACAUCGUGUUGAAAAAAACUUGCUAGUGAGUCAGGUCAUAGCACAGGCUAAUGUAGUCAACAUGAUUUCAUUGCAAAGUCUAUUAGAAUGGGCAAGUUUUUGCUUUGCUAAAUAUGACUUCAAUGAACACAAUUCUACAUAAAUUUUGAAAAUGCCAUCUAAUUUAUAAAAAUCAAUUAAAAAGGUUUUGGUAAAACUUUUUCAUGCCAGAUGCUGUUUACAACGAUGAACAUGCCAAUAAAACAUUUGUUCAUUC